Messenger RNA from Marmota monax (woodchuck), 5210 nucleotides. RefSeq names its product zinc finger protein 8 (gene Znf8). Gene Ontology annotation, biological process: regulation of transcription by RNA polymerase II. The transcript has 6 exons. The record is from RefSeq and is a predicted model, not a curated record. Gene Ontology annotation, molecular function: DNA-binding transcription factor activity, RNA polymerase II-specific; RNA polymerase II cis-regulatory region sequence-specific DNA binding. Lineage: Eukaryota; Metazoa; Chordata; Mammalia; Rodentia; Sciuridae. The coding region runs from base 202 to 1911 and encodes 569 amino acids.
GCCCCUUGGUGGGGGCGGCACUCUAGCUUGGGGGUCGCUUCGGGCUUCGGUGCUCGAUCCUUUCGCCCAGGAUGGACUCCGAACACGAAGCGGCAGCGGUUGCGAUGGCUGCGCGGCCACCGGCGGCACGGCUUCAGACGUUGGCAGUUCUGACCACUUGUGUCCUGUGUUUCCCUACAUUGAGUCAGUUCUGAGUCCCCGAUGCCCCUUCAGACAUGGCAUGUGCUCCUUGUAACCUCUGGCCCUACUACUCACAGGGAGCCUGUGACCUUCCGGGAUGUGGCUGUCGACUUCACCCAGGAGGAGUGGGGGCAGCUGGAGCCUGCCCAGAGGACCCUGUACCGGGAUGUGAUGCUGGAGACCUUUGGGCACCUUCUGUCUGUGGGUCCUGAGCUUCCCAAACCUGAAGUCAUCUCCCAGCUGGAGCAAGGAGCUGAGCUCUGGGUGGUGGGGAAAGGAGUCGCCCAGGGCUGCCAUCCAGGCUGGGAGCUGGCACCCACAGGCCUGGCAUCACCCAAGCAGGGCCCUCCUGAAGAGGAGUUGUCCCCUGUCACAGAAAGGCAAGGGCUCCCAAGGGACACUCCUUGUGCCUCCACAACAGAGGGAGCCUGGGAGCAUGAGGUCCUGGGCCAGCCCAUCAGGAAAGGCCAGGAAUCCUUGAGGGGAUUGGAGUUCUUCCUCGAGGAAGCACCUCUUCAAAAUCAAGGCACCAAAAGUCUCAAAUUUGGGGAAAACUGUGUCCUUAGUUCCAACCCAUAUGCAUUCCCAGAGAUCUCUAGGAGAGAAUACUUCUGUACUUACGACUCUCAAGUUCCCAGCUCAGAGCACAGCUCGGGCUUAGUCAGUCAGCAGACCGGCUCCCCAGAAACUCAGCCCUGUGGAAGCCACGGCUGCCACAGAACCCCUGAGCAGGCAGCUCCUGCAGCAGAGCCUCUGAGGAGCCAGGUGCAGGACAAGCCCUACAAGUGCGCCGACUGUGGGAAGGCGUUCAACCACAACGCCCACCUCACCGUGCACAAGAGGAUCCACACGGGGGAGAGGCCUUACAUGUGCAAGGAGUGUGGGAAGGCCUUCAGCCAGAACUCUUCCCUGGUCCAGCACGAGCGGAUCCACACAGGGGACAAGCCCUACAAGUGUGCUGAGUGCGGGAAGUCCUUCUGCCACAGUACACACCUCACCGUCCACCGGAGAAUUCACACGGGAGAGAAGCCCUAUGAGUGCCAGGACUGUGGGAGGGCCUUCAACCAGAACUCCUCCCUGGGCCGGCACAAGAGGACCCACACAGGAGAGAAGCCGUAUACCUGCAGCGUCUGUGGCAAGUCCUUCUCGCGGACCACCUGCCUGUUCCUGCACCUGCGGACCCACACAGAGGAGCGGCCCUAUGAGUGCAACCACUGCGGGAAGGGCUUCAGGCACAGCUCCUCGCUGGCCCAGCACCAGCGGAAGCACGCCGGGGAGAAGCCCUACGAGUGCCAGCAGAGGCUCAUCUUUGAGCAGACACCAGCUUUAGCGAAACACGUGUGGGCAGACACCCUGGGCUGCAGCCCACCUCUGACUCAAGACGGGAGGACUCACCGGAGCGACAGGCCCUUCAGGUGUAAUCAGUGUGGGAAGUGCUUCAUUCAGAGCUCUCACCUCAUCCGACACCAGAUCACUCACACCAGAGACGAGGAGCCUGGGGGGCGCCCCCGGAGACGCUGUGGCCGGAGCUCACAGCUCCGCAGGCAUCAGCCCACAAAAGCAGGAGAGAGCCCUGGGGACCAGCCCAAGGCUGGGCAGCCAGCAGGCGGGGCCCUGGCCUUGUUUGACAUCCAUGAGAUCAUGCAGGAAAAAAGCCCUGUGCAUGUCAUUGGGGUCGGGGAGCCUUCCAUGGGCACCUCCAUGUUGUUUGAUAUCAGAGAAUCCACAUAGGAGAGAAACUCUUCAGACGGCUCUUGGACCACAGGUACAGAAACAUGUGGAAGGAAACAGAAUAACCUAAAUUUUUCCUGCCUGGGCCUGCCCAUCACACCCUCCUUGCUUUGGUAUGACACACUGCCCUGAUUUGUCACCAAGCCUUAGAGCCAUGCUGAGGGCCCACGAGAUCAUGUGCCUGCUCUUCCCACCUGUGGGGCCUCUGCUGGAGACCAAUGGAGGACCUUUCCUCGGCUGUGAAUGCCAGGAAAAGCUGGGCUUUGUUUUCCUAGGAAGCGGAACAUUCUGGCAUGACCAUUUACUGUCCAGCGUGGGAAAUGUUACCCUCAUGUUGCUUUCCUGCAAGUGUUCUGAGGAAAGCAGGGGUUGCCGCCCCUCAGGCUUGCGAUUCCAGAAAAAAAGAACGUCAUGUGUCACGUGUGGUCCCUCAUGUGGCACAGCACCGGGGUGUAUAAACUGAAGAUGUCAGCCUGCCUGGUGACCUAAAGUGAAGCCAGCUGUGGGCUUCUGCGUGCCCUGGCCACAGUCCUUGCCUCGCCACCAGGACCCGGGUGUGCGCAGCUAUUCCUCCAUGUGGUAUUCCUGCUGCCGUUACUUUCUAGUGAAGUUAAAGCGUCCCAUCAGCGUCAGCAAUUGAAAGGAAGGAUCAUGACCCAUCUCCACUUGUAAAAAUUGGUUUUUAAAAACAAACUGCAGAAGCACUGUUGCAUUGUCUGGGUGCAGAGCUGGACAGAGAGCAGUUUCCCCGGGAGACUCCCGCUGCCCCUGAGCUUCCUGCGACCACUUGUUCCUCAGAUGCUGGGAAGGCCACGAGGUGGGGUUUCUGUUGGGCAGCCUGGCUUUCAGGACUCUCACCACCAGAUGCAGGACCCUGACAUCACCCUGGGUUCCUUCUCUGCACCCAGCUUUCCCUCUGGGGCCGUCCUCCCAUUUCUCUUCCCAGCUCUGACUUCACAGAACUCUGGGCCUUCAUUUCUUGGCCCAGGCCACUUGCUGGUUCAUUAUUAGCAGGUGACUUUCCAUUUACAUAGCUACCAGGUUAGCUCAGUGACAGUUCUGUGAACUGUCAGAUGAGGACAAUUAGUCACAGGGCAGAAGUAACCAGCUGCUGCAACUAGAGUAACCAGGGCAAGUCCGCAGGUAGGAAAUAGUGGAGCCAGAAUUCAGUGUCAGCUCCCAGUCACCAGUGGCCAGAACAAAUUGGGCUUGGUCAGGACUGACUUUUCAGCCAGUCAACGAGCGUGUUGCAGUUCUUGCUUCUUUCCCUCGUGGUCUCAGGACGAGUGCUGAAGCUCCAGCCCUGGCUCCUGUUGUCAAGACUGGGGGAGAAGGGCAGGCCAACACAGCCCUCUGAUGACGCUUCAGAGUAAAGCCUUUCCUGAGAGCCUUUGCAUGUUCCCAAGUCUUGUCACCCAAGACUGAGUCACAGGGCCACCCCUGGUAACGGCACUCUUAGCACUUCUAACUUCUGGUAGACAGGUUGUGGGCAGCGGGUGCAGGUAGGCAGUGCCCCGUCUCCUGUGUUCCCACUCCUGUGGCACCAGCUUUGCAGACCCUCUGAUCUGCUGCUGCACAGAAACUGCUGGGCCACUGCCAGGUCUCAGGGCAUGGCAUCUGCACCCCAGCCACUAGGUCUGCUGACCUUGCAGCUCUCCACCUCUUCAGGGGCUUCUAGUUUUCCCCUCGCCCUCUAAGCAUCAGGGUUCCACAACAGCUGGGAUGGUAGGUGUCAUCUGCACCAUGGCUUGUGUCUCCCGCCCCCAUGUCUAAGUCUGGUGCUUCUGAGUUCUGAACGCCAGGCCCAGACAGCGGCUAUCUGCCAUUGGGCAGCUCCCCAGCAGGUACUGCAAAGCUCAGGAACCCAACCUGCGCAGACACUGUCGUUUCCCUCCAAACCAGCCCUCCCAUCCCUGUGAUGGACACAUGCCAUCCCACUGUUGAAGCCAGAAAACCAGCCUGCUUUGGCUUGCUCCUCAUUGAGCAUUUGUGUUGCUUUACCCUGUAAAUAUCUCAGGUCUGUGGGCUUCAUCCACCCUCAGCCUCUCAGGACAGCCCUUGGAGGAGGUAGCACUACCAGUGAUGCAGCAAGACCUGGCCAGUCUGGUAACAGGCAGAGCAUGGAGUGCUCCUGGGCGGGGGACACCCGGCAGUAAGAUCAUAUUUGUCCACAGCUCUGGUGGCUGGGCCUGGGCCACCCUUUUCCCUCCACCUUGGCCCUCAGAGUCACAUCCUGAAGGGAGGAGUGUGGGAUGCUGUGGUUACAAGAUUGGAACACAGGAGCAGAGGAACAGGAGGUGGAAACGCACAUCUUCGUUUCUCCUCAGUCCUUGUCCAGUCAUGGUGUUCCUACCCAUUUCCUUAGGUUUUCAAAUAGGAAAAUUCCUCAGGGGAAAUUACUGAAAACUAGGGGAAAUUUAUCUGUUUGUGAAAUUAACUCAGUUCUUUGUAGCAAGACUUGGAAAAUUCACUGAGUUUUUAACAAGUGAAAAUAUAUUUAAAAUUUAAUUCUUGGGGCUGGGGUUGUGGCUCAGCAGUAGAGCACUUGCCUAGCAUGUGCGAGGUGCUGGGUUUGAUCCUCAGCACCACAUAAAAAUAAAGGUAUUGUGCCCAACUACAACUAAAACUAUUUUAAAAACCUCAAUUCCUCAUACUUUAACCAUGUACAAAUAGUAUUACCAUAUAGAUUUUCUAAUUUUCCUUGCAAUUUUUAUUAAAAUGUUUGUAAACGCCUAAACAUGGUGUCCAUCAAUUCAAAUGUAGUUACCUCAUGUAGAAACUCAGAAUCCCUUCCGGCUCCCUCAUAACUCCUUGUUAUAUGUUGAGCUUUUUCCCCCUCACAGAGAAAUUCAUGUAGCUUGUGAAGUCACCUUUCAGGAGGAUCCUGACAGUGUGUGCUCCGCCCUGUCUGCCAGCUAAGGGUCCCAGGGCAUGGGGCGGCCACUGGGCUCCAAGCACACAAGCCCGUCCCUGCACAGUUCUCAUGGUGCUGUUGGUCUUGCAGGGAGCACGUACAGCAACCUGGAAAGUAAUCAGUGGUGGAAUGGAGACCACAGCUGCCCAGGCAGAGAGUCCUCACUCACUAUUGUGGGCAACAACGAAAACAAACACAUGUGGACCUGGUGUGUUUCCAUUUGUGUAAAGAGAAAACUGCUGCUCACAGUCUCCAAAAGGAUAAACACUUGGGGAGGCAUCCGGGGACAGAGAGGAGGAAUGAUUUUCACUCUGUAACUAUAUUUUUGGAAUUUUAAAACCUGUAAAAGGAUUAUGUUAAAAAAAUAAAUUUAACAAAAAUCUCA